AUGGUGGAUCAUUACCAAGUUCUAGGCGUGAAGAGAAGCGCGACGAAGCAAGAGGUCAAAGAUGCGUUUCGUAAAUUGGCGGUGAAGUACCAUCCGGACAAACACGCACAGUCACCGGAACACGUUCGGCGAAACGCAACCGUGCGGUUUAAGCUCGUGUCGGAAGCGUACGAGGUUUUGAACGAUGAUCGGAAACGCGCGUCUUAUAACGCAGUUAGUGAUUCCGGUUUAUUUCGCCGUACCGGUGGUUCGUAUAGUAAUCCGUACGGAAAUCGCAGUAGUGGCGGAGCCGGAGCGUAUGGGUAUGGUUAUGGUUAUUCGAGGAAUCGUCAAGCUUCUGGUUUUAGCAGUGGGUUUGAUUCGACGUUUCGUUACUUGACGACUCGUGCGUUUCUUCUGAAUCUCGCAUUAGCUGGUGGUAUGUACUUUGCGUUUACUGCGAUUGAUACAAGUGGAGAAACACUAUGGAAAAUGCGUAACUCAGGGAAAUCAUUCGAAGAAGCAAUGGAAUCGAUUGAGAAAACAAAGACACAUAAGGAUGAAGGGUAA
This is a messenger RNA of Arabis nemorensis, 549 nucleotides long. NCBI's taxonomy places the organism in Eukaryota, Viridiplantae, Streptophyta, Magnoliopsida, Brassicales, Brassicaceae. The record is from the annotation of a GenBank genome assembly.